CAAGCUAAGAAAAGGGGUAUAUACAAACAUAAAGAUACAUUUGAGACACAUACGAUGAUAUUUAGAGCUCAAAAUAGCAUUUCAAAUGGGGAAGUUGUCUGAUGAUUGGCCGUUGGGUACUUGCCAGAUUGAAAAACCCGACCAAACUCAUGCCUUUUGUGGGCCUGUAAUUUUGUCGAUGGCUAAAUUGCCGCGAUCACUGUGAUCAGGGGCCAUUAUGAUUCUGCCGUUAGAUGAGGCGAUCCACACCCACUCUCGCCCCACUGUGGCGCUGUGUGGAAAGCCAGGCCAAGCCAGCCAGCUAAAUGGUAACAGCAGCAGCACGAGCAGCAGCAGCAACACCAGCAACGCGGGCAACAUGUACGGCGGCAACACAAGUGGCGGACGCCAAGACAAGUGCAGAUUUCAGACUGGGAGUCAGGCGUAACUACUCGCCGAGAGAAACCUCCUCCCCUCGCCGGUUUUUGUUUCGCUUUUAAGCGUUAAUUUCACCUAAAAAGAUUUAUACACGUAUAUAUGGGGUAUAGAUAUAAGAUAUAUGCGAACAAGAAGCAGAAGUUUGUCGAGCACAUCGAGCAUAGGGGUUUAAUCACGGCCCAGACGCCGCAGAGAGCUGUCGGAAUAAGGCAGACUUUCGGUUUCAGCAGGCACCACUGAUGUCCGCUGUUAUGAUCCAUAAAAAUGAUAUAAAAAUAGGGGAAAAACAGAGACUGCUACCAAAAACUCGCUAUGCAAAUCGAGGCAUUUAAGUGAUUUUUCCUAAACCAGUUCCAUAAAUCGAACUCUUUUCCCACUGCCGUGUGUGCCUAUCCGUGUGCGAGUCUGUGUGCUUAACGGUACAAGGAAAAUCAAAGAUACACAAAAACCGGAAAAUAUAAAGCCAAGUGACAAACGAAAGUGAAAAUCGAAGUUUCGAGCGUGAACGCUACUUCUCCACCAUCAACGUUAAGAAGGGCCUGCUCGGCCGCAUGACCACAAGUCUGACCUCCUACCGCCGCAGCAAGCAGAAGUCCAAGUCGAACAAUGACAUCCACACCAUCAUCGCCACGGAGGUAACGGCCGCCAUCCUCAGCAGCAGUGUCCACAGCAGCACGGGAUCGGAGGCCGAGGAGGGCCAGACCACCACCCUCAUCGAGGAGGCGGCCCAGGACCGCAGCAGUGAGGAGCAGGAGAACCAGAGCCAGAGCCAGAACCAGAAGGAUCCCCAUCCGCCCCAGAUGGAUUCGCACCACCAUCUGCACCACCAGCGCAAGGCCGCCGCGGAGGCGGUGCGCCAGCAGAUGGACGACGACGAGGAGGAUCGGGACUCCAACGAGGACGACGAGGCCACGCCCAUGAUGAGCGGCGUGGGGCGCAAGGAGCAGAACAACCGACGCAGCGUCGUCAGCGCCAAUACGCAAAUGGACAACGAUGUCACGCCCGUCUACUUGGCGGCGCAGGAGGGCCACUUGGAGGUGCUCAAGUUUCUGGUGCUCGAGGCCGGCGGCUCUUUGUACGUCCGCGCACGCGACGGCAUGGCACCGAUCCAUGCCGCUUCACAAAUGGGCUGCUUGGAUUGCCUCAAAUGGAUGGUCCAAGAUCAAGGUGUGGACCCCAAUUUGAGGGACGGCGAUGGAGCCACGCCCCUGCACUUUGCCGCCUCCCGGGGUCACCUGUCCGUGGUCCGCUGGCUGCUGAACCAUGGAGCGAAGCUAUCCCUGGAUAAAUAUGGCAAGUCGCCCAUCAACGAUGCCGCGGAAAAUCAGCAGGUUGAGUGCCUGAAUGUCUUGGUGCAGCACGGCACCACGGUGGACUACAAGGGCAGCUCGCAGCGGCACAAGUCGCAGCAGCAACUGCACCACCAGCAACACCAACAGCAGCAACAGCAGCAGCAACACCUGAGCAGCAGCUGCAACUCGAACUCGAACUCCUCGAAGCAGACGAGUCGCAGCAAUACGAUCAAGUCCAAGUCCUCCUCGACCUUGAGCUCCGACGUGGAGCCCUUCUACUUACAUCCCCCGGCCAUAGCAGGCGGAGCUGGAGGCUCGGCCAUGGGCCUGGGCAUGGGCAUGGGCAUGAGCAUGAACGUGGGCAUGGGCAUGGGCAUGGGCAUGGGCCUGGGAAUAUCGAGGAAGAACAGCGACGCCCUGUACUCGCAGCAGUCGAGGAGCUCUUCCGAGAAGCUGUACAACGGUUCGUCCUCCUUGGGUGGCAAUCCGGGGGGCAACAGUUCUUCGGGAGGCGGAGGCGGCGGCGGUGGUGGUGCCCUGCUGCCCAACGAUGGCUUGUAUGUGAAUCCCAUGCGAAACGGCGGAAUGUACAACACGCCCUCGCCCAAUGGCAGCAUCUCCGGGGAGUCCUUCUUCCUGCACGAUCCGCAGGACAUCAUCUACAACCGUGUGCGCGAUCUGUUCGUGGACUCCGACUGCAGCAGCAGUGUGAAGCAGCACGGCAAGAGCCACGCCCACAACCACCAGCUGCUGCAGUCGAAGGCGGGCAACGCCAUGACCAUACAGGCGGAUGUCCACUCCAGCUCCAGCGGGGCGGGCAGUGGCUCCGACGAGUCCGUGUCCAUCUCGUCCAGCUUCAACUCGCCGAAGCAGCAGCAGCAACUGCGCAGCCAGAGCUUCAACCGCCACGGAAGCAGCAGCAACAUCAGCAACAUCAGCGCCGGCGGCAACAUAAAGAACAACAACUACAAGCCGCACAAGGGGAUGCCGAGCAACCAGAACGGCGGAGGGGACCACGACUACGAGGACAUCUAUCUGGUGCGCGAGGAGUCGCGCAAGCAGCACCAGCAGCAGCAGCAACACCAGCUGCAGCAACAACAGCACCAGCAGCUGCAACAUCAGGCCGUGCAACAGCAGCAGCAGCAACACAAAUACAACGUGGGGCGCUCGCGGUCGCGGGACAGUGGCUCCCAUUCGCGCUCGGCCAGCGCCAGCUCCACCAGGAGCACGGACAUUGUGCUGCAGUACAGCAAUCAUCACUUGAACAACAAGCGCAACAUGAACAACAACAGCAACAUGAACAACAGCAGCAGCAACAUUGCACUCACCAACAACAACAACAACAGCCUGCUGAAUCGCAAUAAGUCGCACUCGAUUAUUGGAUUGCACAGCAGCAAGUACGAGUCCUCGCUGAAGGACAGCUACAGUGCGAAGAACGUGAACCUGAAGAACCAGCUGCUGAACGGCGGCAUCAAGAGCGACACCUACGAGAGCGUCUGUCCGCCGGAGGACGUGGCCGAGCGCACCAAGCAGACGCACAAGAACUCCAUGAUCCGCAACAAUCUGGCGGAUACCUCGACCAACAACAAUAACAACAACCACAGCGGGAGCAUCAGCAACAUCAACAACAUUGGCAGCCAGAGCAGCAGGAAUCUCAAGCGGGUCUCCUCGGCGCCACCCAUGCAGAACUUGUCCGUGGUCAAUGGACCACCGCCACCACCACUGCCGCCUCCCUUGAGGGCACCCGCCCAGCAGCAGCGCAACAACCUGAACGCCGAGCAGCCGAACAACAUGAACGCCAGCAAUAGCAUCUACAACAAGAACAUCUAUGGUUCGAACCAGGCUCAAAGCACGCCUGGUGUAGCUGGCGGUGCAGCUCCUCCUCCGGUUCCAGCUCCCAACCCCGUGGCCACAGAUGCCGUUGACUCGGACUCUGGUCUCGAGGUGGUCGAGGAGCCGAGCUUGAGGCCAUCGGAACUGGUGCGCGGCAACCACAACCGCACCAUGUCCACCAUUUCGGCGAACAAGAAAGCCAAGCUGCUCAAUGCCAGCAGCACAAAUGGCGUUGGUGCCGCCAAUCCGGAGGAGUCGCGACCCGGGGGUGCUGCCAGUGCUGGCAAUGACAGCGGAAGUGGCAACGGAGCCGGAGCCAAUGCCCACUUCUAUGGCUACUCGGAGGGGCCCAAGGGUCAGAGGAGCAAUGUGAACGGGAACGGAAACUACCAGCAGCCGCAUUACCAGCCCACUGGCCAGCCGCACCAGUACACACCCAGCCUGUAUGGAGGCGGCUCCUCCGCCGAGGACCACUACGAGCUCACCCAGCAGCAGCAGCAGCAGAUCUACGGGGAAACCCACCUGGCCGGCGGACAGCGGACAGGCGGACCCAAUCUGGUCAACAAGCAGCUGGUGCUGCCGUUUGUGCCGCCCAGUUUUCCCAAUAAAUCACAAGACGGCGUCACGCAUCUCAUCAAGCCGUCCGAGUAUCUCAAGAGCAUCAGCAUCGACAAGCGUUCGUGUCCAUCCUCCGCCCGCUCCACGGACACGGAGGACUACAUGCAGAUACAGAUCGCCCAGCAGCAGCAGGUGCACCACUCGCAGCUCCACUCGCAGCACCCGCAGUCGCAUCCCCAUCCGCACUCGCACCACCCCCAUCCGCACCCUCACCCACACCACCCGCACCAGCUGCAUGGAAUGGGCGAGCAGCCGCCGUUGCCCCCUCCGCCGCCACCGCUGCCCCACGGAAUGUUGCCGCCGCAGCCCCCGAUGGGUCCGCCGAUGGGCGGGGCAGGCGGCCAGGAUGCCACCAUGCCCGGCAAGGCGCACAAGCCCAAGAAGCCGCACGGAUCGGCGCCCAACAGCCAGGACACGGCCUCCAGGAAGCAGCACCAGCCACUGUCGGCCAUCUCCAUUCAGGAUCUGAACAGCGUCCAGCUGCGCCGCACGGACACCCAAAAGGUGCCGAAGCCCUACCAGAUGCCCGCGCGCAGCCUGAGCAUGCAGUGUCUGACCUCCAGCACGGACACCUAUCUCAAGUCCGACCUGAUUGCCGAGCUGAAGAUCUCCAAGGACAUACCCGGCAUCAAGAAGAUGAAGGUGGAACAGCAGAUGGCCAAUCGCAUGGACUCGGAGCACUACAUGGAGAUCACCAAGCAGUUCUCGGGCAACAACUACGUGGACCAGAUCUACUUGCAGAUACCGGAACGGGACCAGGCCGGCAACGCCAUACCCGACUGGAAGCGCCAGAUGAUGGCCAAGAAGGCGGCCGAGCGGGCCAAGAAGGACUUCGAGGAGCGCAUGGCCCAGGAGGCGGAGUCGCGCCGCCUCUCCCAGAUUCCCCAAUGGAAGCGGGACCUAUUGGCUCGGCGCGAGGAGACGGAGAACAAGCUGAAGGCGGCCAUCUACACGCCCAAGGUGGAGGAGAACAACCGGGUGGCGGACACCUGGCGACUGAAGAACCGCGCCAUGUCCAUCGACAACAUCAACAUCAAUCUGGCCGGCAUGGAGCAGCACUACCAGCAGAUCCAGUUCCAGCAGCAGCACCAGCAGCAGCAACAGCAUCAGCAACUCCAGUUGGGCAACAAGGAGAACCACGGCGAUCCGAAGGGCGGUCAUCAGGAUCAGGAGCUGGAGCAGGGCGGCAAUGGCGGCGGCGUCGGUGGAGGCCAGGAGCUCCUCGAGCCGUCGGACGGCAGCCAGGGCCACGCCGAGGAGGAGGAGGACAACAUCAUCCCCUGGCGCGCCCAGCUGCGCAAGACCAACAGCCGCCUCAGCCUGAUCUGAACCCCGUAUCUGACCCCAGAAACCCAUCCUAUCACUCGACUCCUAAGCGGUGCAUUUUUUUUUGUUUUUUUUUCGAUUAACUUAACGCAUGUGCAAUUAAAAAAGAAGAGACCCUAAAUGUAAACCGUAAAACUAAGCCUAAGUUUUAGCUACUUACAUUGUACUAUAUGCAUUAUCAUAACCCCUAUUACUACGCCUAAUUGUACUCCAUGUUUUUUUUCGCGGCAAAAAGAAUAUUGUUAUUCCUAGGGGGCAGUAUCGCAAGGCGAAUCAAGCGUAUAUCUAAUCUUAGCUGCUGUCCUUAAGUUCUAUUUCGGUGUUGUAUUUUUAUCAUUUUUACUCUCCAUUAUUUUAUUAUUUUUUUUGCGACUCGGCUUGAAUUUAUUAAGUAUGGCAUUAAUUUAAUUCUCUUGGUUAAGCAUUUUUUUAUUGUUAUUUGUUUUUAUAUACGCGGCUCAAACAAUAUUAUUAUUAAUUACAUAAAUACAUAUUACAUCUAUGAAUAAACAAGCGAACGAAUGAAU
Messenger RNA from Drosophila biarmipes, 6013 nucleotides. It is a transcript of the gene f, whose product is annotated as espin. Gene Ontology annotation, biological process: actin filament bundle assembly. Lineage: Eukaryota; Metazoa; Arthropoda; Insecta; Diptera; Drosophilidae. The coding region runs from base 969 to 5489 and encodes 1506 amino acids. Gene Ontology annotation, molecular function: actin filament binding. The transcript is spliced from 12 exons. Gene Ontology annotation, cellular component: cytoplasm. The record is from RefSeq and is a predicted model, not a curated record.